AUGGCGGACAAACCUCUGACAUUGUUCGUGAAGCUGUUUGCCGCUGGGUUUUACGGUGUGAGCUCGUUUCUCAUCGUCGUGGUGAACAAAAGUGUCCUCACCAACUACAGGUUCCCUUCUUCAAUAUGUGUCGGAAUUGGACAAAUGUUGGCCACAGUGGUUGUGCUGUGGGUGGGCAAGGCUGCGAGGGUGAUCAGCUUCCCAGACUGUGAUGAGAGCAUACCUCGUAAGACGUUUCCUCUACCUCUCCUUUAUGUGGGAAAUCAAAUCACUGGUCUGUUUGGAACCCAAAGGCUGAAUUUGCCGAUGUUUACUGUCCUCAGGAGGUUCUCCAUCUUGUUCACAAUGCUGGCUGAGGGACUUUUGCUCAAGAAGAAAUUCUCCAGGCCUGUCCAGCUCACAGUAUUUACAAUGAUCCUCGGGGCGUUUAUAGCCGCAAGUGCUGACUUGUCCUUUGACCUGCAUGGCUACGUGUUCAUUCUCCUGAACGACGUGCUGACUGCAGCCAACGGAGCCUAUGUGAAACAAAAAUUAGAUGCGAAGGAGUUGGGGAAAUAUGGAUUGUUGUAUUAUAACGCAUUAUUUAUGAUCCUUCCCACUCUACUGUUGGCUCAUGUGACUGGAGAUAUGCAGAAGGCAGUGGAAUAUGAUGGUUGGUCAGAUGUGUUUUUCCUCACCCAGUUCAUCCUCUCUUGCAUCAUGGGGUUUGUUCUGAUGUAUUCCACUGUGCUUUGUACACAAUACAACUCUGCAUUAACAACUACGAUUGUGGGCUGCAUCAAGAAUGUCCUGGUGACAUACAUCGGGAUGGUGUUCAGUGGAGACUACAUCUUCUCUUGGACUAACUUUAUAGGUUUGAAUAUCAGUAUUGCGGGCAGCCUGGUGUACUCCUACAUCACUCUCACGGAGGAGCAGUCCAACAAAGCAAGUGAAAACACCAAGCUGGACAUCAAGGGCAAAGUGGUUGUAUGACAGAAACACUGGAUUUUCUUAUUUUUAUGCUGAUGAACAGGAAAACUCUAUUUUUAGUAGAACCUUUAUUUAUGGAGUAUUUUAGCAGCAAAGGUGUUGACUGAUGGGAAUGGUGCUGUGUCCGUUUCCUUUCCAUGUUUGUGUGGAAAUGGAGCCACGCCGUCCCCAUGACUCUCUUGCCGCUGCCAUGGUUACGAACCCUCCAGAGGGAUUGUGGGUUGAUUUUUUAGAUGGUGUUUUCUUUUUAAAUAUUUGUAUUUUGAUACUGUACAUGUGAGCAUUGAGAAGAAGGGAAACAUGGAACCAAUAUUAUUUAUGUUACAUCAUUUCCUGACAUAAAGACAAACUGAACGUUAAAAGUUAGAUGUUGGAAUGAUGCAAUGUUUCCUAAACGCAGGAUUGAACAGCUGGAAUGAUCAUUUGUUUUAAGCAUGGGUGUGUACUGACGAAUCGUGGGAAUAGUAAGUAAUGGUUAUUUUAAAGGCACAAUCCUUAUUUCGUAUUGCCUUUUCUGGUUUGCUGUUAACAAGGGAUGUAACUUAAGAUGCAUUCUAAGCACAGCGAGAUGCACUGACACUCUAUCUGUUGUUUCAGUUUUUAGUCAUGUACAUUUCUUUUGAUUUUUGCGCAUACACUGUUAAAAGCUUGUUACAGACGAACGGUAAUGACAGUGAUCUAACCUCAUCCUUUAAACAACCAAAGUGGAUGGGCAGUGGGCUGUCGGUUCCCAUCAAGGAUUGUGGCUUUAAAUAAUGUUGCUGCCUCCUUUGGGGAGAUAAUUUAAGAUUACAGUUUACAUGUUGCUCUCUCAGUAUUACAGAAUUGUUGUUGUGGACUCUCAAAGGCUGUAACUGGUUCUCUCUUUGCAGAACUAACAAACAGUACUUAUGGUUCAUUGGUACAAGGGGAUCCAUUUCUUAUUUUUUCUUGACACGUUAUCGCACUUUUAACUGAGGUUGUACCUGCAAAAAGGGUGAAACCAAAUUGCCUCACCUCCUGUUAUGUUCAUUGUUGAGAUUGAGAUUAUUGUACUUUCCUGAAAUGUAUGUUUCAAGCAAGAGAAACAUGGUUUUCUAAAACUUUUAGUCAGGUACAAGUGUUGUCUUUUCUUUUCAGUUUUUUACAUUUUUAUCUACAUCAUUUUAUAUUUAUUACUUUUUUUAGACAAAUUCCUUUUGUAGGUGGAGUAACUUGUUGAUUGCUGAUCUCAUCUCAAACACAGUAACCAUGGAUUUGUAGCAAUGAUGUAUUUUUACAUUAAAAAAAACUUGACAUGACGUA
This is a messenger RNA of Morone saxatilis (striped sea-bass), 2253 nucleotides long. RefSeq names its product UDP-N-acetylglucosamine/UDP-glucose/GDP-mannose transporter-like. NCBI's taxonomy places the organism in Eukaryota, Metazoa, Chordata, Actinopteri, Moronidae. Gene Ontology annotation, molecular function: GDP-fucose transmembrane transporter activity; antiporter activity. The record is from RefSeq and is a predicted model, not a curated record. The transcript has 12 exons. The coding region runs from base 1 to 972 and encodes 323 amino acids. Gene Ontology annotation, cellular component: Golgi apparatus.